Messenger RNA from Carassius gibelio (silver crucian carp), 2342 nucleotides. RefSeq names its product zinc finger protein 740b (gene znf740b). Bases 232 to 1029 code for a protein of 265 amino acids. The record is from RefSeq and is a predicted model, not a curated record. Lineage: Eukaryota; Metazoa; Chordata; Actinopteri; Cypriniformes; Cyprinidae. Gene Ontology annotation, molecular function: RNA polymerase II cis-regulatory region sequence-specific DNA binding; DNA-binding transcription factor activity, RNA polymerase II-specific. Gene Ontology annotation, biological process: regulation of transcription by RNA polymerase II. Gene Ontology annotation, cellular component: nucleus. The transcript is spliced from 7 exons.
UGUGGGGAUCACGUGACAGACGCUCUCCCCAGAGAGCACUUCCGGUAACGUUUUCUGUGUUUGUAAACUGAAAAGAUUGUCCGACAAGAAAACAUUGGGCUACUGUAAACGAAGAGGAGUAAGGCUUGGGCCCCUGAUGGUUGGGGCUUGUGUGGUCUCUAAACACUCUCCCUGCCCCGAGCGAAGUUCUCUGUAAUCCAACACACACACACACACACUCUCAUCACUGCGAUGUCACACCUUUCCAACAGCUCAGUGCGAGAUCACAUGAAAUGGGCUGGGUUGCUUGGCUGUGAAGCGGUGCUGUCCAGCAUGGCACUCAUGCAGGCCGGCUCCAUGCCCAGCCAUAAGAAGAUGGGCUCUCAUCUGGGCCAGGGACAGAGAGAAAACAGUCACAGCAACAAUCACAACCAGGACACCCACAGCCAACACGGCCACAUGGUGCUUCCCUCAGGAGUCAGCUGCCCACCACUGCUCAUCCGUAAGGACGGAGAGUUUCACUCUUCCAGGCUCUUGGAUGAAAAAGACAUGCAAGCCAGCCAGAACGUGCAGCCAAAGAAGAAGAACAGGAAGUCUGGACUUCCCACCAAAAUGAGAGAAAAACCCCAGGUGGAGAUUCCUGACGUUAAUGACGAUAACUCACUCAGCUCUCAAGUGCAGAAGAACUUCAUAUGUGAGCACUGCUACAGUGCCUUCCGCAGUAGUUACCACCUCAAACGGCACAUUCUCACCCAUACAGGGGAAAAGCCAUUUGCGUGUGAUAUGUGUGACAUGAGGUUUAUUCAGCGCUAUCAUCUGGAAAGACAUAAGCGUGUUCACAGCGGUGAGAAGCCUUAUCAGUGUGACCGCUGCCAACAGAACUUUUCCAGAACUGACCGGUUACUACGACAUCGGCGUUUGUGUGCCGUGGGCAUCCCUAAAGAGGAGAACCAGCCGUGCUGUGAGGGACGGUCUUAUUCUCAGGACCCCUCCCAGCACUCGGCGUCCUGGAGCCCACUGCAGACAAACAACAGCAGGCUGGCGGCGUGACAGCCGUCCGAUCGUGUUCAAACCACUUCCCAGCAAACACAAUGGACUCGCCAACAUGACCUGACCGGGGGUCUGAGCCUGUAAAAACUGUUUAAAGAUGUCCAACACGUCCAGCUCUGAUUCAGUCGGCUCAACCCCAGUGGACUGUUUUAUACUGCUUAGACUCUGGGAAAUAGCGUAUUUUGUAUUUUAGACGGUACUGUGAUCAGCAGGUGGGUUAGUUGUGCAUUCAUCCCAGUCAGUAAUGACUUCUGCUAGUUUAGAAAUGCUUGCUUUUGUAGUUCCCUUGCAGGUCUGUAGAUUGUUGGGAUUCUCAGUGUUACUGUUGCUCUGCGAAAUGUUGCAAAAAAAAUCCAGUCAUUUCAAUAGGGAUCUGCACAAUCGGGAGUUUCACAUGAAGCUGAAAAAGUUUCACAAGGAGAUUUAGCUUCUUUUUAAGUUGGUUCCACAAAUUCACAGCUUAGAUCAAGAGAAAGCUGCUUGGUUUUAAAGUGACGUGUGCUACAUGCAUCACUACACUAUUGACAAAAGCCAAUGGGCCUUUUCCGCCAAAAUGUAACUGAAUUUACAGAAUUACAAACAAGUUGGUGAGCAAGUGAUGGGAUGCUUAAUCUCCUCAAAUCUUAUAUGAUGAAGAAAGAAACACAUCCACAUCUUCGAUGACCUGAAGGUGAACAAAUUAUUAGCAAAUUUCCAUUUUGGGGUCAAUUAUUCAUUUAAAUACUGUGAUAACAGCUCAUGGCCAUCGACAGCUUUACACAGGCCUUUACAGUUUUAGCAGAAACAUCUGGAAUAACAUGCAUUCUACAUUGACAGAAGAGCUCUUUUUCAUCUAUAUUAUGGUGUCAAACUUUUGAAGUUGGUCUUUCGGUCAACUUGAACACUGACUUUUCAUCGAGUAUUUGCGUAUGAAUGACACAUUUUGUCAAGUGGUAUGUCACAAGCAUCUCAGUUCCUUGUUUCAGAAUAACAAGGAAAACCUUUUAACAGGUUGUACAGUUCAUAGAGAGACAGAUGUUUAUAUAAAACCACUAGUUUUUCACAGAGGUCUCGUUACAUUUCUUAUCGCGUAGACCUCGGUCCUUGAACACAGAUUCUGACAUAGUCAAGUUUGAGUUGAUAUAUUUUUACAGCAUUUUAGAUCAUUUAAAUAGAAACCGUAGUAGGAUUAGACUGCUGCCACUGUCUUGAUGGAGCAGAUUCACUGUAUUUUUAUUUUUACAUGUACGCCUGCAUGUUCCUUUCGUUAGGCAUAUACAGAAAAAGGACUUGUAUUGUGAUUGUUUAAAAUAAUGAAAAUCAUUUUUGAUCCA